AUGUCUCCUCCUCCUGGUCUUCGGCGACAGGGGGAGAAUCUUGUGUGUCGCCUCCACAAAUCUCUUUAUGGACUCAAACAGGCUUCUCGACAGUGGUUUGCCAAGUUUACUGAAGCCAUCCUUGCUGCUGGUUUUAUCCAGUCAAAAGCCGAUUAUUCUCUCUUCACCCGCAAAGAUGGCAAGUCUUUUACAGCAUUAUUAAUUUAUGUUGAUGAUAUUCUGAUUACAGGAAAUGAUAUUGAUGCCAUUAAUUCUCUCAAAAGUUUUCUACACACCCAUUUCCGUAUCAAAGACUUAGGCGAUUUGAAAUAUUUUUUGGGUAUUGAAGUCUCCAGAUCCAAGAAAGGUAUUUAUGUUUCACAAAGAAAAUAUGCACUUGAGAUACUCAAAGAUUAUGGGUUCUUAGGUGCUCGACCAAUUGACUUUCCAAUGGAGGAAGCUAAGCUUUCUGACAAAGGUGAACUACUCAAAGAUCCCCAAAAAUACAGACGAUUGGUGGGACGACUGCUUUAUCUAACUAUUACCCGACCAGACAUCACCUAUUCGGUACAUGUCCUAAGCCGUUUCAUGCACCAGCCACGAUUACCUCACAUGGAUGCUGCUCUUCAGGUUGUUCGAUAUCUGAAGUCUACUCCAGGUCAAGGUUUGCUUUUUCAGUCUGAUAACAAGUUAGAUUUAAUUACUUAUUGUGAUUCGGAUUGGGCUGGUUGUCCCAUAACCCGCCUUUCAACUACUGGAUAUUGUGUAUUCUUGGGUAAUUCAUUGAUUUCCCGGCGAACAAAGAGACAAAGGACGGUUUCAUUGUCCUCUGCAGAAGCCGAAUAUAGGGCCAUGGCAAGCACCUGUUGUGAGGUUACUUGGUUACGUUUUCUGUUGCAAGAUUUGCACUUGCCAUCUUCAGGAGCAUCUUGUAUGUAUUGUGAUAAUCAGGCGGCAUUACAUAUAGCAGCAAAUCCAGUCUUCCAUGAGAGAACACGACAUAUUGAGAUGGAUUGUCAUUUUAUUCAUGACAAAAUACUUGAUGGUACUAUUUCUACAUGGCAUGUGAAUUCUUCGCAACAACUAGCUGAUACAUUUGCGAAACCUUUGGGCAAGGAGAAGUUUUCAACUAUGUUACGCAAGUUGGGCGUUCUUGACAUUCACUCUCCAACUUGA
Molecule: messenger RNA, 1155 nt
Organism: Prunus mume (Japanese apricot)
Lineage: Eukaryota; Viridiplantae; Streptophyta; Magnoliopsida; Rosales; Rosaceae
Source: RefSeq, a predicted model, not a curated record